Messenger RNA from Aureobasidium pullulans EXF-150, 657 nucleotides. RefSeq lists its product as uncharacterized. The record is from RefSeq and is a predicted model, not a curated record. Bases 71 to 478 code for a protein of 135 amino acids. Lineage: Eukaryota; Fungi; Ascomycota; Dothideomycetes; Dothideales; Saccotheciaceae. The transcript is spliced from 2 exons.
AGAUGUCGAAAACUGGAUGGGGGCGGCGCAAUCAAUGGCAAAUAUAUUCCGUGGCGCGAGUUGACGAGAGAUGGCUCGAGGUCGCGGCAUGAGCUUUGAUUGUCUGACUCUUGGACACCUCCUGUCUCUCUCCUACGUCCUGCUUUCGCGCGACAAACGGCCAACCAACGGCCACACAAGCACUCCCUCCCCUUCCUUUGGCUGCCGUAGUGUGCCUGUCUCUCUUUCUCGUGUCUGGUCUAGCCAUUGGUUCUUUCCUUCUUUCCGCCUCCGAGUGUCUUGUUGCCGUACACUAUUGCGACUCGUCAGCACUUGCACCCUCGCUGUCUCAUCACCACAACCCACUCUCUUUCACUACGACUCGGCAUCAUAUCUCCCUCCCGUUCGCUGCUUCUAUCGGCGACCGUUUCUUCGCAACGACAUCUCCCGCGGACCGUUCCAUCUAUCAUCAGCCUCAAGCGCCCCUGUCGUGUUUUGACAAGACGGAAACAUCACAACCUCUUUCUUUCCUACUCACACGCAACUCUCGCCCAACUCUUGUUUGUGUUGUCGAAUCCCUGGUACCCGCUUUGACCACCACACGUCGCUGUUGUUCUGGAUUUCCCCUAUCCCUGGAACCCGCUCACUUCGACACGUCGCUCUUUUCUCACUCUCGCA